Molecule: messenger RNA, 6325 nt
Organism: Myiozetetes cayanensis
Lineage: Eukaryota; Metazoa; Chordata; Aves; Passeriformes; Tyrannidae
Gene: ITGA2
Product: integrin subunit alpha 2
Exons: 30
Coding region: 74-3601 (1175 amino acids)
Biological process (GO): cell adhesion mediated by integrin; cell-cell adhesion; integrin-mediated signaling pathway
Cellular component (GO): integrin complex; external side of plasma membrane
Molecular function (GO): integrin binding
Source: RefSeq, a predicted model, not a curated record
UGGCGCUCAGUGUCGUGCUGGGAAGGGGCCAGCUGCGGAGUGGCGCUGGUCGGACCUCGCACCGCACCGCGACAUGGGCUCUGCGAGCGCGCUGCUGCUCCUCGCUCUGGGCAUUCUUCAUAACGGCUGUGAAGCCUACAAUGUUGGACUCCUGGAAGCAAAAAUAUUUUCUGGUCCACCAAGAGAGCAGUUUGGAUAUGCAGUUCAGCAGUUUAUAAAUGAACAAGGCAAAUGGUUGUUGGUUGGUUCACCCUGGAGUGGCUAUCCUGCUAACAGAACUGGAGAUAUUUAUGCAUGUCCUGUUGGUACAUCCAAAGCAACAUGUAAAAAAUUGAAUUUACAAGCUUUAAUAAAUAUUCCAAAUGUGACUGAAAUAAAGGAAGACAUGAAUCUGGGCUUGACUCUGAUACAGAACUCAAAAACAGGAGGAUUUUUGACUUGUGGUCCCUUGUGGGCACAGCAGUGUGGAAGACAAUACUAUGCAACGGGAGUUUGUUCUGAAAUCAGUCCAAGUUUCCAGAUCCUAAGAAGCUUUUCUCCUGCUGUUCAAAAGUGUUCCUCUGUUAUAGAUAUUGUUGUGGUUUGUGAUGAGUCGAACAGCAUUUAUCCCUGGGAUGCAGUGAGGGCAUUUUUGAAAAAAUUUGUACAAGGCCUAGACAUAGGCCUUAACAAGACCCAGGUGGGUUUAAUUCAGUAUGCUAAUGAUCCCCGUGUAGUCUUCAACUUGAAUACGUAUCAAACAAAGGAUGAGGUUGUUAAAGCAAUGGAGAGAACAUCUCAGAAGGGAGGAGAUCUCACUAAUACUUUCAAAGCUAUUGACAAUGCAAGACAAUACGCCUUCUCACCUGAAUCAGGAGGACGUCCAGCAGCCACAAAAGUAAUGGUUGUUGUGACAGAUGGUGAAUCACAUGAUGGCUCCAACCUGAAAACAGUGAUAGGUAAAUGCAAUGAAGACAAUAUAACCAGAUUUGGCAUUGCUGUUUUGGGAUACUUAAUCAGGCAUGAACUUGAUACUAAAAACUUAAUUAAAGAAAUCAAGGGAAUUGCUAGUCAUCCAACAGACAAGUAUUUCUUCAAUGUGUCAUCUGAGGCUGCACUGCUGGAAGAAGCAGGAACACUUGGAGAGCGCAUUUUUAGUAUAGAAGGUACAGAUCAAGGUGAUACUUUCCAAAUGGAAAUGUCCCAAGUGGGCUUCAGUGCGUAUUACUCACAAAAAAAGGAUGUUCUGCUGCUGGGUGCUGUUGGGGCCUAUGACUGGAGUGGAACAGUAGUACAAGAAUCCUCAGACAGAAUCACCACCUUUCCAAGCCAUGUGUUUGAGAAGAUUCUACAGGACAGAAAUCAUAGUUCAUAUCUAGGUUAUUCUGUUGCUGUUCUCUCAACUAUGAGCUCCGUCUAUUUUGUUGCUGGUGCACCAAGAUCCAACUACACUGGCAGAGUGGUGGUUUAUGAGGUUGACAGUGGUGGUAACAUUGCAUUUGUGCAGUCACAGACAGGCGAGCAGAUUGGCUCCUACUUUGGCAGUGUGGUGUGUUCAGUGGAUGUCAACAAGGAUUCUGUGACAGAUGUGCUGCUUGUGGGUGCACCAAUGUUUAUGAAUGACCUGAAGAAAGAAGAAGGAAGAGUAUACAUGUUUUCUGUCACAAAGAGAAUUUUGGGUCAACAAGAAAUCUUGGAAGGUCCACAAGGGUCAGAAAAUGCACGCUUUGGAUCAGCGAUUGCAGCUCUUGCAGACAUUGAUUUGGAUGGCUUUAAUGAUGUUGUAAUAGGUGCUCCACUGGAAAACCAAAACUCUGGAGCAAUUUAUAUUUAUAACGGAUUUCAAAAGACUAUACGUACCAAAUAUUCUCAGAAAAUUUUAGGAUCGGAUUCUGCUUUUGGACAACAGCUCCAAUUCUUUGGAAGAUCAGUAGAUGGCCAUAGAGACUUAGAUGACGACGACAUAAGUGAUGUAUCAGUUGGUGCUGAUGGAAAUGUGGUUCUGCUAUGGUCAAGAAGCAUUGCAAAUGUGUCCAUAAUUGCCUCAUUUAAACCUGAGAAAAUCAGUCUGCUGAACAAGAAUACAGAAGUAACUGUCAAAAUAUGUUUUCAGGCUACAUUUAGACCUGCUAAGAGAAAUAAUCAAGUGGCUAUAAAGUACAAUGCAACAUUGGAUGCAGAUCUCCAGUCCUCCAGAGUGACUUCUAGAGGAUUUUUCAAAGCAAAUAAUGAAAGGUACAUGCAGAGGAAUCUUGUGGUACGUCAUGAAGAGAAUUGUGUUCAUGAAGUCUUCAUCGUACAAGAACCUUCAGAUGCAGUGAACUCACUUAGUUUGCGUGUUGAUAUUGGCGUUGCAAAUCCUGCCUCCAGCCCUGUCCUUGAUAUAUCUUCUCCUGCAUCUGUGGCCUAUAGUAUUCCUUUUGUUAAAGACUGUGGUGAAGAUGAACUUUGUAUCUGUGAUCUUGAUCUGAAUGUUCAGCGGAAGGCAGAGGAUGGCAAACAACAGUUUGUUGUUAGCAGCAAAAACAGAAGACUAACGUUCAAUGUGAAAUUGAGAAAUAAAAAGGAAAAUGCAUAUAACACCAGAAUCCAGGCUACAUUUUCAGACAACUUGUUUUUUGCUUCGUCGUCUUUACCGAGUGAUGGGACUGAAGUCUCAUGUCAAACAGGAACAGCACAAAGUACAGUCAUUUGCCAAACAAGCUAUCCUGUUUUCAGAACAGGACAACAGGUAUCCUUUGAUAUUAGCUUUGAUUUUAACCUUAAAAAUCUUCAGAAUGUGGCAGACAUAAGCUUUCGUGCAUUGAGUGAAAGUAAGGAACAGCAAGAAUUGGACAACCAGGUCAUCUUAUCAAUUCCUUUGAGAUAUGAUGCAGAAAUUCACUUAACAAGGCUUGCCAACAUCAACUUCUAUGAAGUAUACUCUGGUCAUAACAUUCCUUCCACUGUGAAUAAUUUUGAAGAUAUUGGCCCCACAUUCAACUUCUCAGUUAAGGUAACAACAGGAAGUAUUCCAAUAAAGAUGGCAUCUGUAAAAAUCUAUCUUCCAGAACUGACCAGUAAAGACAACCCAUUGAUGUACCUCACUGCGGUCACCACAGAUCAGGCCAGAGGUGUUACUUGUGAAGCUCAGAUAAAUCCACUGCAAAUAAGUAAAAGACCUUAUUCUCCAUCUUUCACAAAAGAGAACUUCAGAACUUCCAAAGAACUGAACUGUAAGAAUGUGAAGUGCAGUGUCAUCACAUGCAAACUGGAAGACAUUAUGCUGAAGGGAGAGUACUUUGUGAAUGUGUCCACCCAAAUCUGGAAUGGAACCUUUGCUGCUUUAACUUUCCAAAAAUUACAACUCUCUAUAGAAGCAAAAAUUGAUACACAUAACCCUGAGUUAUUUAUAAUUGGAGAGAAUACCCUAACUAUCCCAGUUACAAUAAUGAAACCAGAUGAGAAAGCUGAGAUACCAGUCGGUGUUGUGAUUGGCAGUAUAUUGGCAGGACUCCUCUUGCUGUUAGUAUUGGUUGCUGUUUUGUGGAAACUUGGCUUCUUCAAGAGACAGUAUGAGAAAAUGACACAGGAUAUAGAAGAUGUUGAUGAAAUUGCAGAACUCACAAAGGACAAAGACUGAAGAAGAUGAGUUAUGUGGAUAAAGAGGAAAUCUGAGCUACCAACAGUAGUUGUGAUCCAGUUGGUUCUUCAGCUGGAGUGCCUUAAAGCUUAGUGACAUUUAAACAUUUUUAAUGGAAGUGUCUUUAUAGAUGAAAAUAUUUUCAGAUUCUACUCUAUUAUAAGAGUAACUGCAGGACAGUUUGUUUUUUUCAAAAAUGACUUAUAGUGCCUUUUCUAGUAAAUUUUUGCCUUUCAAACAAACUUAGCCCUUAGAACUGGCAGGUCCGAAGUAUACAGUAACAUACUGUGCCAGCAACCUUUCUCUUGAUCCACUGCAGAGUGAAACAGAACAAUUUAUUUCAGAUUAUUGUGGAACAGCAUCAAUUCGUAAUUCAGUUGACAAGUACCAUAUGUGUAAAGGACAUUUUCUAUUAAGUUGAUGAUGAAUGUGUGGUGAAUACUGCUUCCAGACUGGGAGAAGAAAACUUAUUUUUUCAUUGACUAGCUCCAUCCUUAUUGUUUUAGAAAAACAAUUUCCACCAGCAAACCUUUGUCUUAAUAAUCUAAAACUGGGAACUGUGUAUGAAUAUGUCUGUCUGGGUGCUACAGGACAACUGGUUGGGCAAAGUGUUCCAAAAGUUCACCAUAUUUCUUGCACUAAGGUCACAACUACAUUACUGAAGGAUAUUGUUUUGGGGAAAUACUGCCAAAUGGUAUGUAUAACUGCCUUCUCUAUACUUUCUCUCUGAGAAGAAACUAUGAAUUUCAUAAUGGUUUUCAGAUUUCAUCUUUAGAAGCACUACCAUUACUGUUAGGCUGGGCUUUACGCUCUCAGUCCCUCUGACACCAGUUUGGCUUUUGACAGAAAUAAGGAAGACAGUCAAGAUCUUGUCUUUAAUUCUGUACUGAAAGAUUUUGCAAGACUAAGAGUAAAAAGUGAACUAGAGGGGAUAGAUGACUGAGGAAUUACGCAUGUUAUAAAAGGGGAUAGUGAAGAUCUAAGGUCUGUAAAAUGUUUACUGCACUUAAAUUCUUAGCAUCUCAGUGCCCUCCAGGAGACCAAAGUUCAAUACAACUUCCUUACCUGUCACAUUUGGUCCCACCUGUUCAUGUCUUGAUGAACUUUUGUUUUUUACAGUGAAGUACUGUAGUGCUCUGGAAGGAGCUCUAAGCACAACACUUGGGUGACUUUGGUUGGACAUCUCAAGUUUAUCACAUGCUGUUAUGCUGCCUGGUUAUAAUGAAAGCUCAGUCUAUCUUAGAAAGACUCAUGCUGUAAGACUGGAAACAGAGGAACUCUCUCUCUCCUGGUUGGCAGUUACACUUAUAAUUGAUUGUGAGAGGAGAUGUGUAUGUUUUCCUUGUGUAUGCUGCCAUGCAAUUGAGAUGUGUUUCCAAAUCGGGGUGAUUUACUUGAACAAGAGUAAAACAUUCAAAUGUGCCUGAUUUGACCUGAAGUCAUGUUUUCUUUUCCUCAGAGAUAGAUUGUAAUUAUGCUUAGGCACUUUUCAUUUAUUUUCUGAGGGACUAGGCUUGACCACAUUUGAACGUUUUACUCAAUUUUUUUUAAUCAGUAAUCAGUCAGAAGCCAACCAUCUCUUGGCAAAAAAACAGCUUCAUUUGCAGCAACAGCUGGAUUGUGCUCAGUGUAGUUUUAUAUGUGUUUUGGAUUUAUUUUGUAUCUAUGAAAUGUUAUAUUUUGUGGUUUUGUUUUUUGGGUUUUGUUUUUUUUUUUUUUUUUUUUUUUUUGUUUGUUUUGUUUUUUUUUUUAAAAAGCAAUUACAUAAUCUAAAGAAUAUGCUCCUGACUUUUAAUUAUAAACCUUGAGGGCAAAUGCUCAGAAAGUAAAGAUAAAAAUUUGUCUGCCUCAAUUCUUGUGUAAACUUCUGUGGAAGAAAACAAACUGUACAGCCAUACAUGUGGGAAGUUCCUACAUAAUCAGGGUCAUGCACUUCAGGGCAGAGAGGGAAUUUCACAAUGCACCAGAUGGCAGAAUGUUUCAUUUGCAGUGCUGCCUUCAAGGGAAAUUCAGUCAGAUUUCCUUCUUCCGCCUUCGGUGGGAGGUACAGGUCAAUAUCCAACAUGCAACUUCUUUGGGGAUUUAACAGUUUAUCAGCCAGGUAGCAAGGAUUCAGUUCACUAGUCUUCACUGGGUUUUAUUUUGACCCAGACAACAGGAUUUUCCCCCCAACCUGGAAACAAGAGUUUUUUUGUAUCCUAACCACUUCAAGGUGUUAGUUUAUUUUCCUUUUACAAUUAAUACUUAAGUGGCUAAUUCAGUUUUUGUGAUGGUGAGUCUAUUGCACUUUUAAGUUGGCACAGCUGCAAAUAAUACUGGAAAUAUUAUGUAUAUCUUGUAUUGUGUGUGCAAGGUUUUUUUUUUUUUAAGAUUACUUUUUUAAAACAGCAUGUUUUAAAUAUUCUGAAAUUUUGAGCUUUAGCAUGUGCUUUUGUUUGUGCUUGCAGCAAGAAAAGUCAGCAAUACAUUCAGCAAACUCAAGUUGCAUCUGAUUCUGGUCUUGAAAUCUAGCUGCUGAUUUCCUGAAGUACUAGAAUCAAGUCCAAAAUCAGAGUUGGUUUCAUAUGAGCCUAUGUAUAAAUUUGAGAUAUACAAGAGAAUUUAUAAUAAUGUUGACUUCUAAAAGCUAGUAUGUAAGCUCUAUGGGAGCAGGGACUGUAUCACUAUGAUGCCUCUCUGAGGGCCUAACAGCGUUACUCCAAUAAAACCAAGACUACUGCUGAA